Molecule: messenger RNA, 1104 nt
Organism: Dufourea novaeangliae
Lineage: Eukaryota; Metazoa; Arthropoda; Insecta; Hymenoptera; Halictidae
Product: doublesex and mab-3 related transcription factor 3, truncated-like
Exons: 3
Coding region: 1-1104 (367 amino acids)
Biological process (GO): regulation of transcription by RNA polymerase II; sex differentiation
Cellular component (GO): nucleus
Molecular function (GO): DNA-binding transcription factor activity, RNA polymerase II-specific; RNA polymerase II cis-regulatory region sequence-specific DNA binding
Source: RefSeq, a predicted model, not a curated record
AUGUUGCGGGGCAAAAUUAGAGGGAAAUCGGAGAACGAGGAUGAAGAGGGUCAGACGAAACAGAGGAGACCAAAGUGCGCACGUUGCCGAAACCACGGGCUGAUCUCGUGGCUCAGGGGCCACAAGAGGGAAUGUCGUUAUCGCGAGUGUCUUUGCCCGAAGUGCUCUCUGAUCGCGGAGAGACAGAGGGUCAUGGCGGCCCAGGUGGCACUGAAGAGGCAACAGGCGGCGGAGGACGCGAUCGCUUUAAAGAUGGCCAAAGUGGCGACUGGUCAACGAUUUAGUCGACUACCACCAGGAAAGAUCUUCGGUAUGGCGGUCACCGAGCCGAAAUCCGGGACGGACAACGUGAAACCUGACCGUUCAUCUCCUAAAGACAGCCAGAAUACGUCUGACGAAUCGAAGAAAGACGAUGAUCCGCCCGAGGACCAGUGUCAAGAGUCCCCGCCCGUUAACGAUAACCUGGCCAAACACAAGAGUCCGAUGUUCGAUCCCAAUAAGCCUGACGAGACGAAAGAGGGCACAAUAGUGUCACAGACCUCGGUGGACACAUUGGCUCGGUUGUUUCCCAACACGAAGCUCUCGGUGCUGCAGCUGGUGUUGCAAAGAUGCGGCCAGGACCUGUUGAAGGCGAUCGAGUACUUCGCCAGCGACAGUCUGGGCAUCGGUUCGACCGCUUACGCCUCGGCCUUUCGACCACCGACUCAGCCUAUCAGCGAGACCAGAACGAACGAGCAGCUGGCCGGGUCUAUGCUCGCCCCAAUCUACUCGAACCUGUCCAGGAGCCUUUAUGGUGAUGGUUAUUGCUUGCUGAAUAUCAUCCCCGACCAGUUCCCGAAAAGCAUCGUCGCUGACUCGGCCAGUUGUGCUGCAACACUACCGGUGAAGACAGGGCAACAUCAGCAAGACAGCGUUCCGCUGAGCGUUCAGUAUAACAGCUACUUUAAUCCUGGAUUGCAACAACAGAUCAGGGAUCACGUAUACGCCCAGGUCACAGAACAUCUUCCUUCAAGAUCCGGAUUUCUUCAUCUGCCGCCUGUACUGCCUGGUGUACCGGCCUGCGUGCAGCCCAAUUGCACGCAGUGCGCUUACAAGUUCCCUUGA